CGUCAUCGUGAAGGCCACACACUGGAGGUAAACGCUGCCUGUGUGUUCAGCUCAGCCAGUGCGCUGCUCGAAAAUUUCCACAACACAGGCUCUUUGCAGGGAGAGAGCGGCGGCACAAGAACGAACGGCCGCUUCGUGCAGUGAUGCGGCACCUCACGCCAAAGAAGCCCUGAUCGCGCAGCAGGACGCGACCCGGCUGUCGGAUUCCUGGAGAGAAAACAGUGAUGUUGCAUGACAUGCCUCGAAAUAAAUUCUGGUGUCUGUAGCGUGACAGGUGAUGCCUGAGCUGAACAUGUACUGUAAGAAUGAUUGAAGACUGCGGGCGGAGCAGCGACAACAUGGCAGAUAGAAGGCAACUGUUUGUCGAGAUGAGGGCUCAGGACUUGGAUUCAAUACGAUUAUCAACAUACAGAACAGCCUGCAAGCUCAGAUUUGUGCAGAAAAAAUGCAACUUGCAUCUGGUUGACAUUUGGAAUGUUAUCGAGGCUUUUCGAGAGAACGGCCUCAACACCAUGGACCUCAACGCCGAGCUCUCUGUGGCUCGUCUAGAAAUGGUACUGUCCACCAUUUUUUACCAGCUGAACAAACGCAUGCCCACCACCCACCAGAUCAACGUGGAGCAGUCCAUCAGCCUGCUGCUCAACUUCCUGCUGGCUGCCUAUGACCCGGAGGGCCAUGGCAAGAUGACUGUCUUUGUUGUGAAGAUGGCCCUAGCAACCAUCUGCGGUGGGAAAAUUCUGGAUAAAUUAAGAUAUAUUUUUUCACUGAUCUCGGAUUCGGCUGGAAUAAUGGUGUACUCGCAGUUUGACCAGUUUCUGAGGGAGGUUCUCAAAUUACCCAUGGCGGUUUUCGAGGGACCUUCUUUCGGCUACACAGAGCAAGCGGCGAGAACCUGCUUCGCUCAGCAGAAAAAGGUCUCCCUCAACACAUUCCUCGAUACGUUGAUGUCAGACCCGCCCCCUCAGUGUCUGGUGUGGUUGCCGCUCAUGCAUCGGCUCGCCAACGUGGAGAACGUCUUUCACCCGGUCGAGUGCUCCUACUGCCAUACUGAGAGUAUGAUGGGCUUCCGCUACCGCUGCCAGCAAUGUCAUAAUUACCAGCUCUGUCAGGACUGCUUCUGGAGGGGGCAUGCCAGUGGUUCCCAUAGCAACCAGCACCAAAUGAAGGAGUAUACGUCAUGGAAAUCCCCCGCUAAGAAGUUAUCCCAUGCACUCAGUAAGUCACUGAGCUGUGCGUCCAGCAGAGAGCCUCUUCACCCCAUGUUUCUCGAGACGCCAGAGAAACCUCUCAACCUAGCUCAUAUUGUGCCACCAAGACCAGUGAACAUCACCAAUGACUACUCACUCUCUCACUCCAUGCCUACAUCAGGGAACCCUUACUCCACCAAAAACAAGAAUAAUGAUGUUGAGCAAAGAAAGCCCUUGACUGGGGCCGCUCCUCAUCUGUUGAAAGGGAGAGGGUUGAACUACAACCUCGAUGUUGCCGAUAGACUUGCUGACGAACAUGUUCUCAUUGGCCUCUAUGUGAAUCUGCUCCAAAACAACCCCAAAACAUGUUUGCUGGAGAGCAGUAACCAUCAAGAUGAAGAGCACAGUCUCAUCGCCCGCUAUGCUGCUAGACUGGCUGCUGAUGCUGCGGCUCAACAGCAGAGGGUCCCCACAGACCUCCCCUGCUCUCUGGAUGCCAACAAACAGCAGAGGCAGCUCAUUGCUGAGCUCGAGAGCAAAAACAGAGAAAUCCUGCAGGAAAUCCAGCGGCUGCGCCUUCAGCAUGAGGAGGCCUCCCAGCCGCCUCCUGACAAAGGUCAGCACAACCCCACUCUGCUGGCCGAGCUUCGACUUCUCAGGCAACGCAAAGAUGAGCUUGAACAAAGAAUGUCUACUCUGCAGGAGAGUCGCAGGGAACUCAUGGUGCAGCUGGAGCAGCUAAUGAUGCUUCUCAAGUUGGAGGAGGAACGGAAACAAGCCACUCAGGGUCCCGGCUCCCCACGCUCUUCCCCCAGCCACACCAUCAGCCGGCCAAUCCCCACACCGAUCCACUCGGACUCUGCCGGCACGACCCCGACUCACACACCUCAGGACUCACUCAUGGGCGUGGGAGGGGAUGUUCAGGAGGCCUUCGCACAGGGUCCGAGGAGAAAUUUGAGAAAUGACCUACUCAUUGCUGCUGACUCCAUCACCAACACAAUGUCAUCACUGGUUAAGGAACUCAAUUCAGAGGGUGGAAGUGAGACUGAGAGCACUGUGGAUUCAGACUUUGGACGUGGUGACCUGUUGGCCACGACCUCCUCAGAUCCCUUCUUCACCUAUAAACCAAGGAGCGCUGCAGAGGAGGAGAGCUUUGAGAACGAUCUGGAGCAGCAGCUGGAGGACGAGCUCAAGUUGGAGGAGCUAAUGAAGCACAGGCAGGAACCAGAAAAAACAUGCAUGGUGAACAAUAUGAAAAGCAACAAUAGUUGGAGACACUGGACAGGACAGCACUGGGCUGAUGGUACACAGCACUGAAGAUAUGAAGAAUUCAAGUUGGAAAAAAAAAAACUUGCUAAAUCCAACCAUAGAAUACAUUUAUGUAAAGAUAUAUAUUUUUAACCUACCACAUAUUUAAGGUAAUACUGUGAGCUGAUGUAAAGAGAUUAAUUACUGAGCUGUCUAUUAUACCACAGGUGCCAUAAAAACCACAUGAUUUUGGGAUUUUUUUUCUUAAUUUUUAUCCUUUUUAUAUGAGUUGUUUAGCGAAAUGUACAACGACGCCGUUCGUUCAGGGUGGAAAACCUGAUUCCUUCAAAUUGUCAUGUUUCUGAAUACAGUGAACCAGGUUUAAGGGUUUGUUUGUCAUCUGAUUUAUGUUUGAAACUUGAGAUUAUGUUGGAAGUUAGAGAUAAAAUUUGCAGUCUUUUGUAAAUGUGUAACUCUGGCCUGGUUACUAUGAACAGAUUUGAUCACUUUUCCAUAGAUUUCUUACAGUUGCUGUCGAGUGGCUUUUGUAUUGUUUUUUGACUUGUUUUUUUUUUUUUUUUGGGAGCAGGCCCGACUGCUGUUGAUCAGAUAAGUUUGUUUUAUUUGAUACAUUAGUUGUAAUAAUGCACACUGCCUUAGCUGAUUGGAUGACCUCUAAGAGGAGUUCAUUCAAACUGUCAAUGCAGCAUGUAGCUAACAACAAAACACACCUGUUCAGCAGCAAUGCUAGUUGACUUCACUGGAAAUAAUGAGGUUGAACUCAUUUAAUCUGAUGCUGGGAAGUGAUUUCGUCUGCAGAGAGACUUGGUCUGCAAAUAUGUACACUGUCUACAUAGAAGUGGUCAAUUAAAUAUGUUAGGUGGAUUGAAAGUGUUUUAAAAAGAUGUAACACAGAGACUUCCAAAUCGCUCAAACGCAAAGGUUUACACUGGUAAGGGCAUUGAACAAAUUGUGUUUACUAUCAAUGGUUUAUGAAUUAAGGUUCGAUCAUAGAUCAUUUGCCAUUGUUUCAUUUAGCGCCGAUGCUUUCACUCAAAUCUGUGCAUGACUUGCACACCAAAAUACACACUCCUGAUGUAUUUUCUGAGUGUGCGUGAAACUUUACUCAGUCACUUUGGAGAGAAGUGGCAAGCCAAUCUAAAAUCAUAAAUGUGUGAAAUAUAUCUAGUUUGAUUUUUGAGCAAGUUCAUAGCAGUGAUUUUGCAUGGUGGUGAUGCAUAAUAAAGUGUUGACACAAUAUCACAA
Lates calcarifer (barramundi perch) is the source of this 3701-nucleotide messenger RNA. It is a transcript of the gene dtna, whose product is annotated as dystrobrevin, alpha. Gene Ontology annotation, cellular component: synapse; plasma membrane. Gene Ontology annotation, molecular function: zinc ion binding. The transcript is spliced from 23 exons. The coding region runs from base 306 to 2504 and encodes 732 amino acids. Lineage: Eukaryota; Metazoa; Chordata; Actinopteri; Centropomidae. The record is from RefSeq and is a predicted model, not a curated record. Gene Ontology annotation, biological process: synaptic signaling.